Molecule: messenger RNA, 2849 nt
Organism: Camellia sinensis
Lineage: Eukaryota; Viridiplantae; Streptophyta; Magnoliopsida; Ericales; Theaceae
Source: RefSeq, a predicted model, not a curated record
CUCAUCCUUUGACUGUGUCUCUACUCUCUCUCUCUCUCUCUCUCUCUCUCUCUCUAUCUUCAUAUCUGCAAUCGCCUUUUGGGUAUUGUUGUGAAUUCGAUCUGAAGUUUUUGAGGAUAAGCUAUUUGGAAUUUGGGUUUUCUUCCUCACGAAUCGGCUCUCACUGAACUUUGAAUCGGUUGUGGAAAAGGUUAACAGUCGUGGCGAUCAGAUUACUGAAAGAACAGCAUGCGGUGGUAUUGUCUCUCUGUUGAUGUUUGCCGGAAAGUUAUCUCCUUGAACUUGUACUGUCGUGUGAUCCUGUAAUCCCUUCAAACAAACCCACAAAACCCUUUAAUAUCCUCUCUUUCGAUCCAUAUCCAUAACCUUCCAUGGGAUCCAAUUUGUUUGUUGUCAUUCCCUGCUACAUCCGCUGGAUUAGCUGAACUUUCUUUAUAAUUUUCUUCUCAUUUCUGACCCACCAUCGAUCUUUGUUUGUUAUCGGGAUUGAAUUUUUGUUGGGUUUUGUUUGAAUUCUUGUUUGCCGAAGAUUGUGGUGUUGUUUUUAUUAUAAAAAGGGUUGGGAAGUUGUAGUUAUGGUGUGCCAAGCAGCGAGCCAAACAAGAUUUCGGGCAUUGAAACACGAGAGUGGGAUUGCUGGGAGUGCCACCAUUAUAGUUAGAGUCAUUGCUUGUUUUCAACCUCUACAGGAUUGCCAGGCUGAAUAUUUUCGUCACUUGCUUAAACCCGUUACGUAGAUUGAUUUAUUUUCCACGCCAUUAAUUUGAUUGUGUUCAAGUAAAGCUGGAGUAUUUAGUUUUCUGUUUUUUUCACUUUGUUCCUGAAAGAAAAAGCAGCAAGUAAUCAGUGAUCUGUUGUAAUACUACCGACAUUGUUAUACUGGUAAUUGUUGUUCUGUUUGGAUGGAAAAGGACUUUGGAUCCUGGUUUCAUAGCCAGCUUUCGGAUCGGCAAUCACCCAAUUUGAAUACCUUGAUUGCUCCAUUCAACCCGGGUCAGCAGAAUGCUAUCCCUGCUUGUAUGAGCCCUUGUGCUAAUUUGGUUUCUUCAAAUGGGACUUUGCCCGGGCCCGACUUUUCUGGGGUUCCUCAUUCUAAGGUGAACCCACCAAAUGAACCUCACGGUUGGUUCUAUUGUUUACCUCGAUAUCGUCAGGCUUUCACUCCUGUGUCGAAUUCCAUUUUGAAACAGAAAAUCCAUGCUGGUGCCCAUGAGAAUUGCAAGGAGGUGGUCACACCCGAUCCAACAUCUGUUUGUGCUCAGAAGAGAUUCCUUGUGUUUGAUCAAUCCGGUGAUCAAACAACCUUGAUUUUUGGCUCCAGGAUGGGGACCCCAGUCCCAUGCAUGACUUCUUGGGUUCCUAAACUCAAUAGUGUGUAUGAUUUGAGUAAGACACAGCUAGGAGCUGAAAGAGUUAACAUUCAGCGUCCAGAGCCCAUUUUGACUGAUGAGUACAAUGAAAAUCACCAAGAUGAUGUGCGAAGUGAGAUGCAUGAAGAUACUGAAGAAAUCAAUGCACUGCUCUACUCUGAUAAUGAUGAUUAUUCUGAGGAUGAUGAAGAAGCAAGCACGGGCCAUUCGCCCAGUACAAUGACAGCUUACAAUAAACAAGAAUUGCUCGAGGAAGGUGAAGAAGUUGAUAGUUCUGCCGGGCCUGCCAAAAGGAUGAAGUUGUUUGAUGGAGGUUAUGAUGUGCCAUCACUCAAGGACACUGCAACAAGCUCUGUUAAAUCCAAAAGAUGCGUCCGUUAUGAAGAUGACGCAGAAUCUAGUUGUGCUGAUGGGAUAAAACAUUGUUCACGAGAAUUUGGAUCCUUGGUAGGGAACAAGAGGUUGAGAAAGGAGAAAAUCCGAGAGACAGUGAGCAUUAUUCAGAGCAUAAUUCCUGGGGGGAAUGUGAAGGGCAAGAAUGCAAUUGUGAUUCUGGACGAAGCUAUUAGUUACUUGAAAUCCUUGAAGCAUAAAGCCGAGGCUUUAGGCAUUGAUUCGCUCUGAAACGCUAUGUCUUACUUGUAUUAGUAGUAGCAGUGUUUAUGGUAAAUCUUAGUAGUGGUUACUAUGGUUCAACGAUGUAAAUGGGCUCUGCGAAUAAGUUGGAUAAACUACUGUUGGGAGUGAUUGAGCGGGGUGGGGUUUGUUAUCGAGCGAGCUUGAGCCCCACGCGAAAUCUUUCUUCAACUAUUUCAGUUGGAACCAGUAGCUCUGGUUUUUGAAAUUUCUUGAAUAUUAGUACCUUAAUGCCCGCGAAGUGAAUUGUUGGAAGUCUUGGGGUUGAGAGAAGACAGAAAAAACCGCCUCAACCAGUGAGGGUGGCUCUGUGGAUCCAAAGACUUCUUCAUAGACUAAGGAUAGUGCAUGCCAAACAAAUGGUUGUCUUCAUCGGGAUCCAAGUCUCUUCAUCGGGACCGGUCUCACUUCCUCACCCUUUUGUGUUCUUUUGUUACGCUAUCUAUCCUUCGUGGGAUUUUCUUUUCUGUUUGCAGGAUAUUGAACAAGCGAAGUCACUUCUCUAUUUCAUAGCAAUUCAUGAUCAUGUUGUUGCAGUGAACCACACUCUCUCUCGUUGGCUAUGUGGUGGUGGUGCUCUCUGCUGUUUCAUAUCCUUAUGUGGUUGUUAUCAGUUUAUCUAUGUGUGAUUUGGAUGACAAUUUUUUUUCUAGUGGUUGUGAAUGGGUUGUUAUUUGAUGAUGGGAAUGUUGGUUGGAUUGGGUGUAAUUUUGAAGGGGGGUGGGGGGGUGUGUGUUUGGAGUUGGUGUUGUCUUUAUGUUUGUGUUGUUACGUCGCAUGCACGCAUUUAUAAUAGGAGACAACGAUGUAUGUAUGUGUUAUAUAUAUCGUGUGAUUCCUUUC